Molecule: messenger RNA, 1516 nt
Organism: Oncorhynchus masou masou (cherry salmon)
Lineage: Eukaryota; Metazoa; Chordata; Actinopteri; Salmoniformes; Salmonidae
Product: protein cornichon homolog 1
Exons: 5
Coding region: 79-513 (144 amino acids)
Biological process (GO): endoplasmic reticulum to Golgi vesicle-mediated transport
Cellular component (GO): COPII-coated ER to Golgi transport vesicle; endoplasmic reticulum membrane
Source: RefSeq, a predicted model, not a curated record
GUUUAUCGCUUCCCUCUCGAAGGCAACGGAUGACAGAUCUCUGUGGUUACAGAUAUCAGCCAGCAAAGCAACACAAACAUGGCGUUCACAUUCGCGGCCUUUUGUUACAUGCUUGCGCUAUUGCUUACGGCCGCUCUCAUUUUCUUCGCUAUUUGGCAUAUCAUUGCAUUUGAUGAACUGAAGACUGAUUACAAGAAUCCGAUAGACCAAUGUAACACAUUAAAUCCGCUCGUACUCCCGGAGUAUCUCAUCCAUGUGUUCUUCUGCGUGAUGUUCCUGUGUGCUGCUGAGUGGCUCACCCUUGGCCUCAACAUGCCACUGCUGGCCUACCACAUCUUGAGGUAUACGAGCAGGCCGGUGAUGAGUGGUCCAGGCCUCUAUGAUCCAACUACGAUCAUGAACGCUGAUGUCUUGGCCUACUGUCAAAAGGAGGGCUGGUGCAAACUGGCCUUCUACCUCCUCUCCUUCUUCUACUAUCUCUACGGGAUGAUCUAUGUGUUGGUGAGCUCUUAGAGGGGAAAGAUCUGCAUGUAGGAGACACAACUGGUUUUAGUGGCCGCAGGAGAAGCUGAAGUGGGACCUGCUGCGAAGACCGACCACUCAAUGAUUCAAGAUGGCUGCCGUUUUCAAGAGACUGGAUUGACUCGACACCAAACGCAGUGCAGAGCGCCAUUAAUAAACAAACAAAAAAAUUCUCCCCUUUAAAAAAAAAAAUGAAUAUUGUCGCAGCUGUCCUCUCGUUCAACAGUCAACACUAAAUGCUUUUUGAGAGGAAGAAUGACUGACGACAAUCAUUAUCUAAUAAUCCCAACUUUUGACGGAACAGAUUCGUGCCGAUGUGCAUCGUCAGUGUAUAAUGCACAGACCACUCUGAAUCUAACACUUUGACUAUUAAAAGAUGGAUGCGAAUUAGAUGCCAAGCUUUUAAAAUGUAUUUAAGGUAUGCAAUGGGGGGUGUUUAAUUAUAGUAAAAUGGUUUUCUUGUCCGGGCACAUUGAAAACUUGGAACUCACCUAAAUGAGUAGAGUGGUCUUGAUCACCGGGUGGAAAAUGUGUUGCACAGGCGAGGACAAGCAGUAUGGUUGUCUUAAACUAUUUAUCGUUUUAGGUUUGCCAUGCUUUGUCAUCUCAUUCUACUUUUAUAGCCCUUGUCAGUAGAUGCUAUUUGAUGUGUGAAGCUAUAGCAAUCCCAAGAGAUUUCUGAUCAUGAAAAAAUCCUUACGAGGAAUACCUGUAAUGAGCUCAAAGAAAAACUCCAUAAUGUUCCUUUAACCCCCCCCCCCCCAUCUAAACAACCAACUCCAUAAUAUUCUGUCAGUCCGCCCAUCUAAACAACCAACUCCAUAAUAUUGUCAGUCCCCCCCCCCCAUCUAAACAACCAACUCCAUAAUAUUGUCAGUCCCCCUCCCCCCAUCUAAACAACCAACUCCAUAAUAUUGUCAGUCCCCCUCCCCCCAUCUAAACAACCAACUCCAUAAUAUUGUCAGUCCCCCCAUCUAAACAACCUACUCCAUAA